AUUUCCAUCAUAAAACGUCCAAAACUCUGGUAGGCGUAGGUGAGCCAGACUCGUCUGAUUGGAGAAACAGCGUGCAGCCUACGCCAGGAAAGACGUUCUAAGGCAUAGAGUGUUCUUGUGUGAGUGAAACACACAAGAUUUCCCGUUUAUCAAAUCGUCGAGAAAGAUCAGGAAAAAACCACCAUCACCCCCCGGGCGUCGUUCUUGUCGUCGUCUUCCUCAUCCGCCUCAUCCUCUCCCAUAGCGAACUCUAAUCCGCCAUUCGAAGCCGUUUGCAGAGAUGCAGCAGGGGGAUUUCAGCUCUCUUUCUUAUUAUCAGUACCCUCAGAACCCUCACCUUCAAAACCCCAACCCCAGCCCUCUCCCCAACCCUAGCCCUAAUCCUAUUCCUGCCGAUCCCAUCCCAAAUCCCUUGCCUCCUUCAUACGCUUCUGCGCCUCCCUUCACCACCAAUUACUCUUCCUCCUCUUCCGAUUUCCCUAAUUAUCCCUCCCAAUACCCUCCGUACCCUCAAAAUCCCGAUCCUAUUUCCUCCGUCCCGCCUACCGCUCCGUCGUACUCCACCGGCCCUAAUUUACCGCCAUUGAAUCCACCACCACAGCCUCCUUCUUCUCUGCCUCCUUAUCCGCCGUCAACAGAAGUCCCCGGCCCGUACCUAGCGCCAACCCAGCAGCAAUCGUACUUCCCACCGUUCGAUCAGCAUCAGACGGCGGCUUGUUAUGCUCCGCCGAAUCCGAACCCUAAUUCGAGUUCCAAUUCACCAUACUCUUCCCUGUACUCGUCCUCCUACAGUCAUGUAGCAUCUUCCGUCCCACCCUCGUACGAAAGCCCAUACGAGAACAGCCCGAAAUUCGAGCCCGGAGCAGGUUAUUUUGAUGAAACUUCGAGCAGAUAUAGUGGCGGUUACUCCAGGACCAGGUCUGAUUUAGGGUCGGAUUUAUACGGGAAGCGAGCGGACAGUGGUACAUCGCGAUAUGAUUCGAUUCGAGAUGAUGUGUAUGGUGAUGGAGUAUACGCUUAUGAAGGCGGUAAGGUCGAGCCGUACGGUGCUCGGGGAACCUCGUCGAAGUCUUCUACAUGGUCGGUGUUCGAUGAUUAUGGGAGAUCGAUAAGUUUUCCAUCUGGAAAAGAUCAGGAUGCGUCAGCAAAGAUCGUGAGAGCAGUACCUAAGGUGGACACUCAGCAGGACGUGAAGAACGGGGUGCAGAAGUUUCGCGUCAAGCUUCUGCCAGAGACCGGUGGGCAGAGCACAAUGGAAGUUCUUUGCCAGGUUGGUUUGGAUGGAAUUCGAAUGCUUGAUCCCAGUAGCAAUCGGACAUUGAGAAUCUAUCCACUUGAGACUGUAACAAGAUGUGAUGUAACUGAUUCGUCGACCUUUGCAUUUUGGUCGAAAAGCUCCGUCGAUUUUGAACCAAGGCGUAUCCGACUACAAUCAAAUAGCUAUACCACCAAUACACUUCUGGACACGGUGACAGCUGCAACUGUACAGUUUAAGGAGAUGGGUGGAAGAAGCAGACCUGAUUCUUUUAAGACAACAGAGCAGUCUAUAGACAAGAAGAAAGGUUUGACUGACUGGAUGAACUUGAUCAAGCCUGUGAAUGAGGAGAAAGAUCAUUGGGUUCCUGAUGAAGCAGUUUCCAAGUGUACAGCUUGUGGGACCGAUUUUGGGGCAUUUGUGCGUAGGCAUCACUGCAGAAACUGUGGAGAUAUAUUCUGUGACAAGUGUACCCACGGUAGAAUAGCUCUGACUGUUGAGGAGAAUGCACAACCAGUUCGAGUUUGUGACAGAUGCAUGGCAGAAGUUACUCAGAGGUUGAGUAAUGCUAAGGAAGCAGCCAACAAACCUGCUGGAUUGCAGAGUCAUGAGGAUCUUGCAAGGAAGCUUCAGGAGGAACUGGAAAGGAAUCGCAAGGGAUCAUCAGGCUCCAAGCCGGAUGGAUCUGGGAGACGGAUGAGAGAAGUUGCUUGCCCUAUUUGCACAGUCCACUUGCAGGUCCAAGUUCCCAGCUCUGGUUCGGAGACCAUAGAGUGUGGUGUGUGCCAGCAUCCUUUCCUUGUGAGCGCCCAUUGAUGUCAUAAGACCCUCUCCUAAUGACUUAUAUAUAAUAUAUAUUUUUUGUGUGGGUUCAAUCUAACUCACUGUUGAGCUUUUAGCUAUUGAUAAUAAUUUGGACAGAAGCAUUUGUGUAAUCAUCUCUUGGUUUUGUCUUUGGUGACUUCUGAUUUUACCUCCUCUUCUAUUGCCUAAAAAUGGGGUGUGUGUAUAUGAAGCUGGGUUUCUCGUAAAAAGUGUGAUCUAAGUUUGUCAUGCUUUGUGUAUAGAUACUGAAUACUCAAUACAUAAAAAUGCAUUUUAUUCA
Molecule: messenger RNA, 2360 nt
Organism: Malania oleifera
Lineage: Eukaryota; Viridiplantae; Streptophyta; Magnoliopsida; Santalales; Ximeniaceae
Product: protein FREE1
Exons: 10
Coding region: 281-2071 (596 amino acids)
Biological process (GO): intralumenal vesicle formation; multivesicular body assembly
Cellular component (GO): late endosome membrane; ESCRT I complex
Molecular function (GO): metal ion binding; ubiquitin binding
Source: RefSeq, a predicted model, not a curated record